Camellia sinensis is the source of this 1176-nucleotide messenger RNA. Its product is annotated as ethylene-responsive transcription factor 3. The record is from RefSeq and is a predicted model, not a curated record. Gene Ontology annotation, biological process: regulation of DNA-templated transcription. Lineage: Eukaryota; Viridiplantae; Streptophyta; Magnoliopsida; Ericales; Theaceae. Gene Ontology annotation, molecular function: DNA binding; DNA-binding transcription factor activity.
AAAAUAACUCCAUUCAGAGAGAGAGAGAGAAAGCAAAGGAAUAGAUAGAAGAAGAAGAAUAAGAGAGAGAAACCCAAAUCUAACCCAAGAACAAGAAGUUUAACAAUUUCACCAAAAGGAGAUGGUGGUAGCCCUCAAAUUCCUUUAAAAGUCUCAAAAAUCUACCAUCUCCGAUCUCCGAUCAUCACCACCGAUCGCCGCCACAAAUGGUCAUGCGACGCGGCAGAGCUCCGGCGACCACGGCGGCGGAAGACAAGGGGAUUAGGUACAGGGGCGUUCGGAAGAGGCCAUGGGGCCGAUUCGCCGCCGAGAUCAGAGACCCAUGGAAGAAAGCCCGAGUCUGGCUCGGUACUUUCGACUCGGCGGAGGACGCCGCUCGAGCCUACGACGCCGCCGCCAUCAACCUCCGCGGACCCAAAGCCAAGACGAAUUUUCCCGUUGUACCCGUCUCGAUCCCCGAUAUUACCGAUUUGAACCACAACAACAACCCUAAUCCUGUUGGAGACCAUCGUCGUCAUCAUCAAUUUCAGCAAUUCCAUUCUCGGCCCACCACCAGCAGCCUCAGCAGCACCGUCGAGUCCUCCAGUGGCCCCAGACUCUCGAUUCCUCAGCCGCCGCCGCCGAGAAUCAACCGCCAGUUCAAACCGCCGGUUCCGCCGGAGGAUUGUCACAGCGAUUGCGAUUCAUCGUCGUCUGUGAUCGACAAUUGCGAUGCCGAUCUCACUUCUUCGUUCCACAAACCUCUCUUACCUUUCGAUCUCAAUCUCUUGCCUCCUCUUGAAGACGUCGAUAUUUCCAAUGCUGAUGAUUUACACGCCACGGCCUUGUGUCUUUGAUUUUUUUUUUAAAUUUUUUAUAUAUAUUAUUUUAAAUUUUCUUUUCAAUUUUUCUCUUGAAAGAAUAUGAAAGAAAAAGAAAAUUAUGACCCUGGUGGUUGGAUUCUUUUUCUUUGGUUAGAUCAUAUGUAGAUUAGUGUACGGUGGUGCCAUUAUGCGAUCUGGAUUUUUCUUCAACUGUUGUGGGUUUUGCUAGAUCGUAUUUACAGAAAAUUGUUAUCUGUACCCAGAGAAAAUUGGAUCUGAUCUUGAGAUAUUUCUCUCUUGAUCUGAUACUCCUCUUUCAUUUUGUAUAAAAUUACAAAUAAAAGAUCAAAUUGUUUCACACUGUUUUGAUUCA